Homalodisca vitripennis (glassy-winged sharpshooter) is the source of this 5685-nucleotide messenger RNA. RefSeq names its product fasciclin-2-like. Gene Ontology annotation, molecular function: cell-cell adhesion mediator activity. The record is from RefSeq and is a predicted model, not a curated record. Gene Ontology annotation, biological process: homophilic cell-cell adhesion; dendrite self-avoidance; axon guidance. NCBI's taxonomy places the organism in Eukaryota, Metazoa, Arthropoda, Insecta, Hemiptera, Cicadellidae. Gene Ontology annotation, cellular component: axon; plasma membrane.
UCGCGCAACGGUCGGCACUUCAGUCGUCGUCAAGCGCUCGGAAGGUUUGUUUCGUUGAUGUGCAAUCGACCUCGAUCUUUGUUGACGAUUAGUUUUCCUCGAAAUAUUGUGACUAUGAGUGCUCAGUAGUGUACAGAUAAACUUGUGUGUUGUAUGCGUGCGAUUUAUUGUAUAUAUUGUGCUGGUUUUCUGUGAUUUUCAAACUUUAGAAAGUUCUUGACGGACCAACCAACAAUGGGCGGCAACAGUAUAGGAGUGUUCCAAGUGGUUUUAAUCUUCGCUGUUAUAUCAGGUUGCACGUGUGUAGAGCUGGAGAUCAUGCCGUACAGUGCGGUUCAGGCGAAACCCAUCGGCAAGAAGGUGCUGCUCACUUGCCGAGCCCAGGACAACAAAGGCCUCUUCAGCAACCAGCAGUGGCUGGACCCCCAGAACCGUACAAUCAGAAACGACAACGAACUGACAAGAAACCGAUUAUCAGUGGAGAAGAUGACACCUGACACCUUGGCUCUUAUAUUUACCUCUCUACAGGAGUCUGAGGCGGGCACCUAUACAUGCUCAGCCGUUUAUGCAGGCACCCAAACUAUCUCCAAGUCUGUGCGGAUAGACACCAUAUAUGCCAUAUCGUGGAUAGAUGCACCUCAGGAGCAGUUCCCUAUCCUGGGAACCAGGUACAAGGUGAAGUGCAAGGUCCAAGCGAACCCAUCACCGAUUGUCGACUGGCUGCGGAACGGCCAACAGAUCAUGGCCGGAACCAGUGAGCACUACGUCAUUGAUAUGGACGGGUUGGUCAUACAGAACGUGACGGAGGAGGACGAUGGGACUUACAUCUGCCGGGCGAUAGUUCUGGAUACAGGAGAGCUCAGCGAGCGCAACAUCAAAGUUGAGGUCCACACUGCCCCCACAUUUGACGAGAGGAUGCCGACCACUGUAGAGGUGGUGGAGGGGGAGUCAGCCAGUGUUACAUGUGUCGCCAAGGGCAAACCUAACCCUCAGUACUCUUGGAUACGUUCUAACAACGACCUCAACCUGGCCAGCAGUGACCGGUCUACUGUCAAUGAAAACACAGGUGUGUUGACAAUAACACGAGUAUCCAAGGAAGACAAUGGAGAGAUCAAGUGCAUGGCAAGAAACGCUGCAGGGACUAUGGAGAAGUCUGUCAACCUUGUGGUCAUCAUCAAGCCCCAAGUGAUGGACAUCCGGAAUAUCUCAGUGGCGGAGAAACGCGAGUCCAAGCUUGUGUGUCGAGCUACAGGCAACCCACUGCCCAGUGUCACCUUCUGGAAGAUUGGCAGCAACAGUGAGAUGGUGUCAGGGCUGCAGCCCACAGACGAUAGAGUUGUAGUAGACCAACGUGUUGUAGAAGGAGCGGCCGAAGCUACUCUCAUUAUUAACCCGCUUAUGAAAUCUGAUGAUGGACUCUACACCUGCAUAGCCAGGAACAAGGGAGGAGAAGCAAGGAAGAAUGGUCACCUCACUGUUGAGUAUUCUCCAUCCUUCGCCAACACACCGAUCAAGGAGGCUUGGUCGUGGAACAAAAACCCAGUGAAUCUCACAUGUCUGGCCGAAUCGAUACCAAAUGCAACGAUCACGUGGAAACUUAAUGAGCGAGACAUCCAAAAAGACCCCAACUUCAGAUACAAGGGCAAUGGCCCAAUAAGCUCUCUUUUGGUUACUCCAAUCGACAGUAGAUUUUAUGGAACAUACAAAUGUAUAGCCAGGAAUGUUCAUGGAGAAGUGUUCCACUUAAUCUCCUUGUCUGAGGCGCACGUGCCUACAGAGGUGCUUCAAGCUGUGUUGGACGUUAUAACAGCAACAACAAUCACAUUUUCAUUCAAAGGCCCCUCAUCGACUGGAGGGCGUCCUCUCAAAGCGUACCAAGUGGAGUACAAGGAUGAAAUCAAACAGUGGAAAGAAGCCAAAAACAAAACUUGGGCCAUUAAUUCCCCUUACAUUCUGGAGGGCCUGAUGCCUCAGACUACCUACAACUUCAGGUUUGCUGCUGUAAAUGAUGUGGGGUCCAGCAACUGGGCUGCUCACCAGACGGUUGUCAUGCCCAAAAGGUCAUUUCCUGAGGAGCCCAAGAUCCUCAACCCCACACUGGCAGAAGAGAAGUACGCUGUGAGCCCAUACCAUGACAGAUUCGAGCUGUCGUGGAGGAUACCCCCAGACAACGGCGAACCUAUCGACAGAUACGACAUCAAAUUCUGUCAGGUCAAGAAAGUGAACAACGAGUGGGUAGAGACAGACGAUACCUGUACGACCUUGGAGCACAGAUCUCUAGAGGUGACUUCAUACGAGUUACAGUACCUUACGGCAGACACCUUCUACAAGGUGGAAAUCAGGGCUCACAACAUCAUCGGCUUCAGUGUUCCAGGCCAAAUUGUCAUCAAGACAGCAAGAGGUGGGGAUCCAAAUUCAUUCAAGCAUGAUCCCAACCACCUGAGCAGUAGCAUCAUCAUCGCCAUCGUUGUGGCAGCACUGCUAAUCAUUCUAGUCAUCGUUGAUAUCUCAUGCUUCUUUGUCAAUGACACAGGUUUAUUGUAUCUAAUGUGCGGAAAAGAGAAACGGAACUCUAACGAUGAUGAUGCAAAACUGGGAAGCCUCUAUAGCUGGCGGUUCCCCUUGCCCUACUGCAGUAACGCCUCCGCCAGUAGCAGCACUCAGAGCAACCACUCGGGCUCUGAGGUGGAGAAAAUCCCGUUGCCACCCGAUGUGAACUUUGUCUUUGAAGGCAAGGAGCUACUAAACAACGGCCAUAGAGACCUCAAAGUGCAGAUAGAAUCAGCUCCAAUGUUAGAAAAAAAUAAAAAAGAUACCACGGUGGAAUUUGAUCUGAAAAAAGCCACAUCCAAAACAAGUUUUGUGGGUAAGGAUUCGGCAGUUUGAGAAGACCCACCUGAUCAUGCCUUGUCUUUCAUCCCCGGACCUGGCAGCUAGACUUGUAUAGAGCGUGUGGCUGUUGCCUGCUUGUGUUAAGCUUUUGUAUAGACUCUAGUGACUGUUUACUUACUAACUCAAUUAGCUCCGGUCAUGUAUGGAUGAGAACUGACACGUACAACUCAGCUUUAUACGAAUAAGUCAAGUUCACAUUUUAGACCCACUCAAAUCUCUUAUAAUUUACUAAAAUAUAAUAUUGAAUUCUCAUAGUUAAAAUUCCAUUUGAAUCAUCCUAAUUCUGUAUAUGAAUCGGUUUGCAUUUAUUAUUUUUAUUUCUGUCAGUUUAUUUAAUGUUGCAUUUCUCUAAGUCUGAUUGAAACUGGCAUUUUAAUUUCUGUAUUAAAUAAAAUUAUGUUUAGUUAAUUAGUCAGUUGUUUGCACACAAUUAUCAUUUGACUCUAGAAAUAGAGACUUGGCAUUUAUUUAGUUUUUCUGCAUUUAAAAUAGCAUCCUUUGUUUGUUAAACAUACUUAAUUUAGUAAUAGUCAAAUAAUUUUAAUUUUAGUGUAAUUUUGUGAUCUGUAAAGUUAAAUUUAUAGUUUAGAUAACACUACAAAGUACAUAGUAUUUUAUGUAAUUAAUUUUGUGUUGUAUAAGGCAUUAAAGCUGUUAGCUUAGAUUAACAAUUUCCUCAAAGGAAUAGACAGAAAGCUGAAAUACAGAAUUUUUAGAGUUAACUGCUGUAUUUUUAUAUAAAAAAUUAAAUUCAAUAUAUUAUUAUUUACUACAUAUAUUCAAAUAAUUAAAAGUGUUUAAUAACUGUGUGCUUAAUUACAAAAUAUUGUAAUUCUGAUUUUAAAUAGUGAAAUAUUUUAAUAGUAAUUUAACAAAAUCUGUACAUUCUAAUGUUGUAUUAGAAAGAAUGAUAUGGACUUCUAUCAAUCUAGUUCUGUUACUUCAAUUUUCAACAUUUUACUUAUUUCAUUUAUCUUUCAGUUGGGAGUGCCGAUUGCCAAGCAUUCUAAGAUGUAGGACUUUGAAUCUGAGGUUGAGAUAGUGCGGGAUCAUUUCUUGUUUGUGAUCUUGCCCUUCUUAUCAGUACCAUCCACCUUGUACUGUAUCGACUCUCCCCCUUAUUCUGUUGCCAUGAGGAUGGACAGAAUAAGAACAAAAAAAAAAAACCUCUCCUUUGUAUUAAAAUAAAGUCUGACAAAACCAGUUGUUCUGUCUGUUCCCCCCUAACACAUUGUACAUACCAUACCACAGGGCCUACCAUCUCUUGACAAUAAAUCUCUGAAACAGUUUUAUUAUGUUCAUGUUAGGUUGAAAAUGCUGUGAUUGUUGUUUUACGGAACGAAGACAGUUCGCUCGCUUAGUGUGCUUUUUCGGACUUGACUCUGCCUUAUGUUAAGACUGAAUGUUUCAUGUGUACUUAUUACCGCAUGCUGGACGACUAUAUCUUGAUGUGUAGAAAGACAGUUCAUUUUUAUUAGUUUCCUUAUAACUUCCCGAUUUAACUCAUUAAAAAAUCCAACUAAAACGUAGUAACUUCUGUUGUAUUAAUAUUCAUACAAAUAUUUUUAAAUAGUAAACAAAAAAAUGUAUUUGUUUAGUGGAAUAAUUAAAUGUUAUCACCAUAUCCUUUAAAUGGCAUACAAGUUGACAAAUACAGAAUACUAUGUACCCUAAAUACUUGUAGAAAGAUCCAGUAUUAACAUUUUCUUCGGAAUUGAUAGGUUACGUAAAUAAUGAAAAUUGUAUUAUUUGUUUGGCUUUAUUAAUGUUUAAAUUUCUUAUUAUUUAAUGUAAGGUUGUCACUGAUUAAUUACAAACUUAUAGAAAUGUAACUAAAAACUAUUUGAAAAUUUAGUAUGUUUGUUAAUUCCUUGGUAAAAUUAAAAUGUCAAAUGUAUGCAAUCAUUCAAGAAACCUGUUAAAUUUUUUUUAAUUAGAAAUAUUUGACAUUUCAGUAUUUGGUCUAUAUUUGUUGAUGGUUUCAGUUAUGGAUGUUCUGGCCACAAUAUAACAGCAUACGUUUGUCAGUGUGUACUUCUCUGAAGGUCAACUCUAACUGGUGUUAACUGCAUUUGCACAAUCAAACAGAAAAACUGUUGUGUAGGGACUUUGUUUCGUUGUCAGUAUAGUUGCCGGUGUGUGGUUGCUGUGUAUAUAUACCUGUACUCCAGAAGACGUGAGAGUGAUAUCCCCUCACCCCAGGAUGUGGUCGGUUCUUUGCCGAAAUGGUUAGUUUGUCUUACCAACUGCGAUGAUAAUUUUAAUAUCAAUCAAGUUGUAGUGAUGUCCCACAAAUUCUAGGAAUAAUAAAUCAUCAAGUGUACUUUGAGUUAUUAUAUGUAACUAAUUCAUCAAUAUUUCCAUGUCAAAUUGUGGAUCAAGUAUACAUGAAAAACCAAGGGGCAUCACUGUUAAGUAUUACUUCUACCUUUUGUAAAUUAAUUCCGUCUCUUUUAGGUUCAAUUAGAUCAAAUAGUGUUAAUAUGUAGUGUAGUUUUAAAUAUAUAUUUAUAAGAUGACAAUGUAUAAUUUUGUAACUCCAGAUAAAAUUUGUCAGAUGUUGCUUUUGUAUUGUACCUGCUCAUGUGCACCUGCUCUUUGUUGUUCAGUUGGCAAAGAAAAGCUCUCUCCAUCUCUUUAUUUUCAGUUGCAAAUCUGAAUUUUUUUGAAGAUACAUUAUGUCUGUUAUUUAAUAAAGUACCUCCUGUAUUAAGAUGUACUAUUUAUAUCUACUUAUUAUUGUAAAAAUCUUUUUAUGUCUUUGAUAAAGAAAUAUAUUAAAACAAAAACAAA